GAGAGAGCGAGAGAGAGAGAGAGAGAGAGAGAGAGCGAGAGAGAGAGAGAGAGAGAGAGAGAGAGAGAGGUUGCGGUGGCACAGCAGCUGAAGCUACUCGCGCUAUGCUUUCGUUUACAGUAUGAAAUGAAGAAAAUAUGGGGGCCAAAGAAUCAAGGAUUGGUUUCCUCUCUUAUGAUGAGGCGGUGAAGAGAGUGACUGAUGUUGAGCUCAAAAGGCUAAGGGAUGCUUUCAGGAGGACCUGUGGCUUGUCCUGCUAUAUGAGUCAGCAAUGCUUCUUCAAGGAAGUGCUGGGGGACAUGGUUCCUCUCAAUAUCUCCGAGGUCAUCUAUAGUUCAUUUGGUGGCACAUCGAAGGGCCUGCAUUUCAACAACCUUAUCGUUGGCUUGGUGCUGCUGACCAGAGGACGCGAUGAAGAAAAGGCAAGAUACAUUUUCAGUCUUUUUGCCAAUGAAUCAGGCAGCUAUGCUACACGUGAAGACAUUGAAACAAUGCUGCAAACUGUGGAUGGAGAAGUGCAUCCCUCGCUCAGGAAGUGCUUUACAGAGGCGGAGAAAGUAAAUUAUGAGAAGUUUAAGAGCUGGCUGCUCCAAAACAAGGAUGCUUUCACCUUCUCCCGCUGGCUCCUGUCAAGUGGGGUGUGUGUGACUCUGACUGAUGACAGCGACACGCCCACCUUCUACCAGACCUUAGCUGGGGUCACACACUUAGAAGAAUCUGACAUCAUUGACCUGGAGAAGCGGUACUGGUUACUAAAAGCUCAGUCAAGAACCGGACGAUUCGACCUGGAAACGUUUAUCCCUUUGGUAUCUCCUCCUAUUCAUCCAUCCGUAAGUGAAGGUUUGUUCCAUGCUUUUGAUGAGAACAGAGACAAUCACAUAGACUUCAAAGAGAUCUCCUGUGGGUUGUCAGCAUGCUGUAGAGGGCCACUGGCAGAGAGACAGAAAUUUUGUUUUAAAGUAUUUGAUGUCGACCGUGAUGGAGUUCUGUGUCGAGAAGAAAUCCAUGAAAUGGUUGGAGCGCUGCUGGAGGUGUGGAGAGACAAUCGUACUGACUCCAUUCCUGAAUUGGAGUCCAGUGUGUUGGAUAUUGUUGAAGACAUUCUUAGAGUACAUGACACUACCAAGAAGGGCCAUUUGACACUUGAAGACUAUCAGAUAUGGAGUGUGCAGAGUGCACUUGCUGCAGAAUUCCUGAACCUUCUAUUUCAGGUAUGUCACAUUGUUCUUGGACUGCGGCCUGCCACUCCAGAGGAGGAAGGACAGAUCAUCAGGGGCUGGUUAGAGAGAGAGAGCCGGCAUGGCCUUCAGCCUGGAGACUACUGGUUCCUCAUCUCCACACAGUGGUGGCAGCAGUGGAAGGAUUAUGUCAAAUAUGACAGCAAGAUGAUAGUGGUGGAACAGCCAUCAGUAUUUGCUGCUGGCAGAAGUCCUACAUUAUCAACUGGGGUGGAACAGAGUGGUCAAGGAGAAAGCAUGGCCAGCUCACACUCUUCCUCUGAGGAGAAGUUCUCUGACAACAUCUCCAGCGCAUCUGAAGCCUCUGAGACCACAAGUGGCAGUGUCCUCCCUUCUGGCUCGACCCCCACAGACAUCUGCUUCUCACGACAGCCUGAGUCUUCUGAAGCAGACAGUCAGAGCUUCCUGGUGGCUGAUGGGAAUGUGACAGCCCUCAGACCUGGUGCCAUAGACAACCAGCCACUGGUUACCUCAGAGCCUCUCAAGGCUCCUACGUUGACAAUGGAAGGGGGGCUGUUGAGGCGAUCUCCCAACCUGCAUCUUGGCCAGGACUUUGAGGUUGUACCUGAGCCAGUCUGGAGGGCUCUCUACCACUGGUAUGGAGCAAACCUCAGCCUGCCGCGGCCGGUGAUCAGGACAAGGGAGAUAGAGAAGGCUGAAUUGGAACUCUUUCCCAGACACUUGCUCUUCCUGAGACAGCAGCCUCCAGCCCGCACACCACAGUCUAAUGGCUGGAUCAACAUGGGUAACAUGCCAUCUCCCAGUGCCCCUCUGAAGCGGGUGCUGGUCUACACUGGCUGCUUCAGCCGAGUGGGCACAAUAAAGGACAUUCACGAGUACCUGUCUCAGAGACUCCGGAUUAAAGAGGAGGAUAUGAGACUCUGGCUCUACAUCAAUGAGAAUUACUUGACUCUUCUGGAUGAUGAAGAUCACUCACUGGAAGCACUAAAGAUCCCUGAUGAACAGUACAUGGUUAUUGAAGUGCGCAACAAAGACAUGAGCUGGCCAGAGGAGAUGUCAUUUCUUGCCAACAGCAACAGAAUGAAUAGACACAAAGUACCUACCGAGAAAGGAGCCACAGGACUCAGUAACCUUGGCAACACGUGUUUCAUGAACUCCAGCAUCCAGUGUGUUAGCAACACUAAACCACUCACUGACUACUUCACAACUGGGUACCACCUUUAUGAACUCAACAGAACUAAUCCUAUUGGGAUGCGUGGACACAUGGCAAAAUGCUAUGGUGAUCUGAUCCAGGAAUUAUGGAGUGGUACACAGAAAAGUGUUGCUCCACUCAAACUCAGGUGGACUAUAGCAAAGUAUGCUCCACGUUUCGAUGGCUUUCAACAGCAAGACUCUCAAGAACUGCUGGCCUUUCUGUUAGAUGGCCUUCAUGAGGAUCUGAACCGUGUUCAUGACAAACCUUAUGUGGAGCUGAAGGACAGCGAUGGCAGACCUGACUGGGAAGUUGCCUCAGAGGCCUGGGAGAAUCAUUUGAGAAGAAACCGUUCUAUUGUGGUGGACCUGUUCCAUGGUCAGCUUAGGUCUCAGGUCAAGUGUAAAACCUGUGGCCAUGUUAGUGCUCGCUUUGACCCAUUCAACUUCCUUUCUCUUCCUCUGCCCAUGGAUAACUCCAUGCACCUUGAGAUUAUAGUUAUAAGGCUCGACGGCUCUACGCCAGUGCGGUACGGACUGAGACUCAACGUCGAUGAGAAAUACGCUGGCCUAAAGAGCCUACUCAGUGAGCUGUGCCAUCUGAAGCCAGAGCAGAUCCUGCUGGUGGAGAUCCAUUUGUCCUCUAUAAAGAAUUUUCCAUUAGAUAAUCAGAAAGUGCGGCGUGCAGUAAGUGGCUUCCUGUGUGCAUUUGAAAUCCCACUGCCUGCAUCCCCCUCCUCUGACUUCUCUCCAAAAGAAGUGGCAACUGGUGACUUCCCACAGGUAGCAAAUGGAACCAGCCCUUCAGUCUCCAGUGGUACAUCCCUAAGGCUUGACAUAAUUCCCAAGGGCAUGCCAAAUACUGUGGUGCCCUGUAGCACAGAUGGUAGCCCUGCCAACGGCCUCCCUAAUGGCCACAUCAUGACACCCCCUGCUGGCCCCCUCUCUGGAUACAUUAUUGCCAUCCACCGGAAAAUGAUGCGUGCCGAGUUGUACUUCCUCUCAUCUCAGAAAAACAGGCCCAGUCUGUUUGGCAUGCCACUGAUCGUUCCCUGCACAGUAGAUACACGUGGCCGAGACUUGUACAACACUGUGUGGACACAAGUGUCCCGUCUGGCCAGUCCUCUACCCCCUCAGGAGUCAAGCAACCACGCCCAAGACUGUGAUGACAGCCUGGGCUACCAGUACCCUUUCACCCUACGUGUUGUACAGGGAGAUGGGAACUCUUGUGCAUGGUGUCCAUGGUACAGGUUUUGCAGAGGUUGUACCAUAGAGUGUAAUGAUGACAGGGCUGCAGUAGGCAACGUUUGCAUAGCAGUUGACUGGGACCCUACUGCUUUGCACCUCCGCUAUCAGACAUCCCAAGAGAGGCUGGUGGAUGAGCAUGUGAGUGUAGAGCUGAGUCGCCGUGCACAAGCCGAGCCCAUUAGUCUGGAUAGUUGCCUGCGGGCCUUCACCACAGAGGAAGAACUGGGCGAAAAUGAGCUCUACUACUGCUCCAAGUGCAAGACCCAUCGCCUGGCAACCAAGAAGCUGGACAUCUGGAGACUCCCACCAAUACUGAUUGUGCAUUUGAAGCGGUUCCAGUUUGUUAACGGACGCUGGAUUAAAUCUCAGAAAAUCGUGAGGUUCCCCAGGGAUAACUUUGACCCCAGUGCGUUUUUGACCCCGCGGGAUGCAGACCACAGCCAGCAGGGUUGGAGAGGCUGUUCGGGAGAGGAGCUGUCUGAACAGGAACGCUUGUCAAACUCUGGAACAGGAGAGACAUACUCAAACUCCACCUUUAGUAGCAUGAAAGACUCUCCAGGUUCUGGAAGGUUGCUGUCCACGUCUCUCAGCAGAGGCGGCAGCCCCACCAGCAGCCCCAGAGGCGACAGCCGAAAGCAGGGGCACAAGCGAGCAUCCCGGCUGGAUUCCAGGCUGCAGCUGUCCCUCAGUAAAGAAAGCCUGGACAGCGGCACAGAGAGCCCUCUGGAGCUGGAGCCCUGUAGCACUAAGCCUGACACCCAGAGUGAGGCUGAAGCCACUGGCCUGGACUCAGCACUGGGUGAGGACACAGGCAGAGACUGUGACAACGCCACGUCUGUUUCAGAACUGGAGAGCAACGGCUGCACUGAAGACAGCAUAGACCUGGAGGCCUCACAGGACCAAAGAGACAGGAUCUGCCUGGAGCCUAUCUAUGACCUGUAUGCAAUAUCGUGUCACUCAGGGAUACUUGGAGGAGGCCAUUAUGUCACAUAUGCCAAAAACCCCAACGAGAAAUGGUACUGCUACAAUGACAGCAGCUGCAAGGAGGUGAAUCCAGAAGAGAUCGACACAGAUUCAGCAUACAUCCUCUUCUAUGAGCAGCAGGGAAUAGAUUACUCUCUGUUCAUGCCAAAGACUGAUGGGAAAAAGAUGGCUGACACCAGCAGCAUGGAUGAGGAUUUUGAAACAGACUACAAGAAGUACUGUGUUCUUCAGUGAUGCCUGUGCUCUUGUCAGCGUCUGAGAAAUGAACUCUCAAAAGAUGAAGUCUCUCAGAUUGAGAGGAACCCCCCCCGCCCCCCUUUUUUUGUUAAUUUUAGCCAAACUGUGGUACUGUCCCAUUAUUUCAGGCUUACAAUCUCUGACAGUUCAAGAAUGCAUCGGUUCUCCUGACAGUCUCGUUUGUCCUUCUCACACAAGGUUUUAAUUUGUUUGUGUUGACCUCUCGUGAUUCUGUGUACAGAAGAAUUUAGUAAGUGCCGGUCACAUACUGUACGAACCAUGCGUGACAAGAAACAGUCAUUAGCAUCAGUAUGUAUAGACAAGAUGCGGUUGGUACUAGUCCUAUUUAUUGUUUAGAAUCUUCGGAAUACUUUGUGGCAUUGAUCAUGCUAGUAUGAUUUAAUUUUCAGUGCUAUCCUGAUCAUGGAUAUUUUGUUAUGUAGAUUACAUAUGUUUGAUCAUUACACAUUUCUUUGUAAAGAGGAGUGGAGGAUUGUAAGCAUUUUAUCUUUGUUGUAAGAUGUUAUGAAUACUGGAUGCACUUUUAUGCUUUAAGUUGCUGUCAUUUUAUGGUCCCAUUCUGCGAUGUUGCACAUUUUGGCUAAACAUUCUAUCUACAUGUUGAAUGUCAUUCCACGCUUGUUUACAGAGUGUGUCAGUUUAGCAUAUGACAUAACCAUAAUGCUUUUUUUUCUGUGACUCAAGCAGUUUUCUCUGUGCCAACAAGUCCUGUAGUAGAGUUUGUGCCAUUGUACUGUCAUCAUCGUCUUCGCUCAGGAUACCGGAAUUGUAAAUUGUGUCAGCAUGUCACAGAGGAAAUGUCUGAGCACUUUAUUUAUUCGUAGAUUGCAAAAGAAAACAUACAAAAAAGAAUUCAUAUGUAAAGGGUUGGACUCUCUUCCACUUAUCAGCUGUCUAUGGCUAAAUAUGAAGCGUUUUACAGCGUGGACCUGUAUCUUUGUGCUGUAAUAUUAAUGUUAAUAUCUCUAUGCCCAGAGAAGUCAGUCACACAGCAGCGAGUUAAGCAAGUACAAUGAUUAGUAUUGUUUUGAUCUUGUUACAUUGUGCCACUAUGACAUAUUUAACUUGAAGAUUAGUAAACCUUGUCUAAAUAGUAUUAAAUAUUAUCCAAAUGUGGAACCCCAGCCCUCUUAUAGUGUCUCUGAUUGUCUCUUGCAUUAUGCUGAGUGGUAAUCCGGACUUGGCUAGUAAUGCUAAUCAGUUAGCAGUGUCUUUUCCUUGUCUGUACCGGUUCUUGGUUAUUCCUUCUCUUGGCUCUCAGCUGAGAGCCACUGUAGUCUCCUAAUCAGGCCUCUUUUGUUACGUUCAUAAUCUACUACUGAAAUGCUCUUUUUUAUAUUAACUGUAAACUUUUGUUCAUUUGUCCGUAUUAAAGUGUUUAAUGUAAUCCCUCGUAAAGUUGUACCGAGAUCAAAUGAUUUGCACUGAUUUGGCUUCUUAAAAGACGAAGAUUGUGUACAUAGCAUUUUUGAAAAUAUGUGUACUGGAAUGUGAAAUAUUAAAAUAUGUACUGAAUAUGAAGUAAAGCAGUGUUAAUUAGUGUGCAGGUCAAAGAUGAAUAGAAGGUUUUAGCACGUUGAUUAGGCCCAGCUCAAGUCUACAUUUAUGCAUUGGGCAAAUGCUCAUUUUCAGCGCAACCAACAAAUAAAUCAUGUUACAUAGGAAGGUGAAUGUAGCAUUAAGGGAUGUUGGGAUGAUGCUUUAAUAAACACAAGGCACUCAGAAAAGUGAGUGUGCUUUAUAGGUGGCGGGUUAAUGCGGUUUGUGAGAAAACAGAGGACUGAGAUCAUUGAUGAACACUUAAAAAUGACACACAUACACAUGCAAAGGUUUGAAUUUUGUUCAGAUGAUGUGUUUUGUUGCUUUUCUGAGUGAAAAUUUGUUAACACUUCUUCUACAGAGAGCAAAAUUAAAUAUGUCAGUUUUCUGCCAA
Colossoma macropomum (tambaqui) is the source of this 6813-nucleotide messenger RNA. RefSeq names its product ubiquitin carboxyl-terminal hydrolase 32-like. The transcript is spliced from 34 exons. Lineage: Eukaryota; Metazoa; Chordata; Actinopteri; Characiformes; Serrasalmidae. The record is from RefSeq and is a predicted model, not a curated record. Bases 138 to 4856 code for a protein of 1572 amino acids. Gene Ontology annotation, molecular function: cysteine-type deubiquitinase activity; calcium ion binding. Gene Ontology annotation, biological process: protein deubiquitination. Gene Ontology annotation, cellular component: Golgi apparatus.